AUGGAUGCUGCGGGAAGGCGCUGCCAUUUGCCGCCGCCAGCCGCUCGCGGACCUGCCCGCGCUCCCCGGCAGCCCGCGCCUCACCCCGGCUCCCCGCGCGGCCGCCCGCUUUCGCUCGCCAUGAACCCCAGCUCCGCUGCGGCAGGGGAGGACCAGGGGGCACCGGGCGGCGCCGGGAGCUGCUGCCUGGGCGCCGAGGGCGGCGCGGACCUGCGGGGCGCAGGGGCAGCGGCGGGGGCAGCCGCUCUGGAGGAGUCCGCGGCUGCAGGCUCGAGGGGAGACAAGGACGAGGCGCUGGAGGAGAAGCUGAGGAACUUAACUUUCCGGAAGCAGGUCUCUUACAGGAAAGCAAUCUCCCGGGCAGGCCUCCAGCAUCUGGCUCCUGCACAUCCCCUCAGCUUUCCUGUGGCAAACGGUCCAGCGAAGGAGCCCAGAGCAACUCUGGACUGGAGUGAGAAUGCUGUGAAUGGGGAGCACCUGUGGCUGGAGACCAACGUCUCGGGCGACCUCUGCUACCUGGGCGAGGAGAACUGCCAAGUCCGAUUUGCAAAAUCUGCUCUCAGGAGGAAGUGUGCAGUCUGCAAAAUCGUGGUCCACACUGCCUGCAUCGAGCAGCUAGAAAAGAUUAAUUUCAGAUGUAAACCAACAUUUCGGGAAGGAGGCUCGAGGUCACCAAGAGAGAAUUUUGUGCGUCAUCACUGGGUGCACCGGCGCCGGCAGGAAGGAAAAUGUAAGCAGUGUGGUAAGGGCUUCCAGCAAAAGUUCUCCUUCCACAGUAAAGAGAUCGUGGCUAUCAGCUGUUCCUGGUGCAAGCAGGCGUUUCACAAUAAGGUGACCUGCUUCAUGCUGCAUCACAUCGAGGAACCCUGCUCCCUGGGGGCCCACGCUGCUGUUAUUGUCCCUCCCACGUGGAUCAUUAAGGUGAAGAAACCUCAGAACUCCCUGAAGGCUUCCAAUCGGAAGAAGAAGAGAACAAGUUUUAAAAGAAAGGCCAGUAAAAGAGGAACCGAACAGGAAAACAAAGGCCGUCCUUUUGUGAUAAAGCCCAUCUCUUCGCCUCUCAUGAAACCCUUGCUUGUAUUUGUGAACCCCAAGAGCGGAGGCAACCAGGGAACCAAAGUCCUGCAGAUGUUCAUGUGGUACCUGAACCCACGUCAGGUCUUCGAUCUUUCUCAGGAAGGACCCAAAGAUGCGCUCGAGUUGUAUAGGAAAGUACCAAACCUGAGAAUUCUCGCCUGUGGUGGGGAUGGAACGGUGGGCUGGAUUCUUUCCAUCCUGGAUGAACUGCAGCUGAGCCCCCAGCCUCCUGUGGGGGUCCUUCCUCUGGGGACGGGGAAUGACCUGGCUCGGACUCUCAACUGGGGAGGGGGCUACACUGAUGAACCUGUUUCUAAGAUCCUGUGCCAAGUAGAAGACGGCACAAUUGUACAGCUCGAUCGCUGGAACCUUCACGUGGAGAGAAACCCAGACUUGCCUCCAGAAGAGCUGGAAGAUGGUGUAUGUAAGCUCCCUUUGAAUGUUUUCAAUAAUUACUUCAGCCUCGGAUUCGAUGCUCAUGUCACACUGGAGUUCCAUGAAUCCAGAGAAGCAAAUCCAGAGAAAUUCAAUAGUCGUUUUCGAAAUAAAAUGUUCUAUGCCGGGGCAGCUUUUUCUGAUUUCCUACAGAGAAGUUCUAGAGAUCUAUCCAAACAUGUUAAAGUUGUUUGUGAUGGAACAGAUCUCACCCCAAAGAUUCAGGAACUGAAGUUCCAGUGUAUAGUAUUUUUAAAUAUACCCAGAUAUUGUGCUGGCACAAUGCCGUGGGGAAACCCAGGAGAUCACCACGACUUUGAGCCGCAGCGUCACGAUGACGGCUAUAUUGAAGUCAUCGGAUUCACGAUGGCCUCUCUGGCUGCCCUGCAAGUCGGGGGCCAUGGGGAGAGGCUACACCAGUGUCGGGAGGUCAUGCUUCUGACUUACAAGUCCAUCCCCAUGCAAGUGGAUGGAGAGCCGUGUAGGCUGGCCCCAGCUAUGAUUCGGAUCUCCUUGAGAAACCAGGCUAACAUGGUACAGAAGAGCAAGAGGAGGACGUCCAUGCCUUUACUCAAUGAUCCCCAGUCUGUCCCAGAUCGUCUGAGGAUCCGAGUGAACAAAAUCAGUUUACAAGACUACGAAGGAUUCCACUAUGACAAAGAGAAACUCCGGGAAGCUUCCAUUCCUCUGGGUAUUCUAGUUGUCCGUGGAGACUGUGAUUUGGAGACUUGCCGUAUGUACAUAGACCGCCUACAGGAGGACUUGCAGUCAGUUUCUUCUGGUUCCCAGAGAGUUCAUUACCAGGACCAUGAAACCUCCUUUCCCAGGGCGCUCUCAGCUCAGAGACUGUCCCCCCGCUGGUGCUUCCUAGAUGCGACUUCUGCAGACCGCUUUUAUCGAAUAGACAGAUCUCAGGAACAUUUGCACUUUGUGAUGGAGAUUUCCCAAGAUGAGAUUUUUAUUCUUGACCCAGAUAUGGUGGUGUCCCAGCAGGCGGGGACACCCCCAGGCAUGCCUGACCUGGUGGUGGAGCAGGCUUCAGGGCUGGCAGACUGGUGGACUCCUGCCCUGCGGAAGCGCAUGCUGAGUGACAGUGGCCUGGGAAUGAUAACUCCCCACUAUGAUGACGCAGAUAUGAAAGAUUUCAGCCACUCCCGUGUGCUACAGUCACCAGUCUCUUCAGAAGAUCAUGCCAUUUUGCAGGCAGUAAUAGCUGGUGAUCUUAUGAAGCUAAUAGAAAGCUAUAAAAAUGGAGGCAGUCUGCUAAUUCAGGGACCAGACCACUGUUCACUCCUUCACUACGCAGCUAAAACCGGCAACGGGGAGAUUGUGAAAUAUAUCCUUGACCACGGACCUUCCGAGUUACUGGAUAUGGCGGACAGUGAAACGGGUGAGACGGCACUGCACAAGGCUGCCUGCCAGCGGAACCGGGCCGUGUGCCAGCUUCUGGUGGAUGCGGGAGCGUCUCUGAGAAAGACGGACACCAAGGGUAAAACACCGCAAGACAGAGCACAGCAGGCUGGGGACCUAGAUUUGGCUGCCUACCUAGAAAGCCGCCAGAACUAUAAGGGCAUUGGCCAUGAGGACCUGGAAACUGCUGUCUGACCCUGGUAGGUGGACAGAGUGGAAGUGAGCGAGCGUAUCACCUGUGCCCUCCCGGCGACCGGGCAGCUCCUGAGGACAAAGCUGAUGGAAUCCAUACGUCUGUCUCCUGCAAGAAUCUCUGAGACCGUGCCGCCAGUUUUUAAGGGCUACCAAGAUGUCCAACAACAUGAUAGCCCAGUGAGAAGGAGCCAGGCUACCUGGAGAUUUGUGGAAUACAAGUUCCACAAAAUUUGAUCCUUAUUGCUUCCAGCAAGUAGCAUGAACUUCUGUGUUCACCUGUAUAAUUUAUUUUAAAGAUUCCAAGGAUGUUUGUAUAAAUGGCACUGCUCCCUCCUCCCCUACACGUCCAUCUCUCUCCUUCCCCACACAGUUCUACUGUAAUUACUCAUCAACCUAAGUUUUAUGAUUUUCUCUCUUCUCUUUACAUUGAGUCUGAAGACCACAAGAUUGUCUGAAGGUCUUUUAAAACCCUCUGGAUGUCCUGCAGAAAUAUAACUGUAAAACCAUUUCCAAGACUAAAAAGACCAAGACCACUUGAUGACUCUUUUGUUUCAUUUUGUAGGAGCUGAGGAGUGCCACAUGGCUAAAGUCAACCUGUGCAUUCUAUCUCUGAGGUCUCAUGAGGUGGCACGGGAGCUGUCUGUGCUUGGAGGUACCUCGGAGAGGUCACCAUUACCCAGGGUUGGCCCAGGCAGCCGGGCCGUUGCCAAUAACCAUGGAGGACGGUUCGGCUUGGGCUGCUUGUACAGCUCCGUACUGCCUAUGUGUAGCCAUCUUUGCCUUUUGCUGCAGUAGAGAUGAGCAAAGGAUUAGACAAAGACCCAUAGAUAGUUCUCAGAGCUGCUCGAGUUUGAGUGCUGUUUAAAUUGCAGGGGACAAGCCUGUGUGGUAAGUGUGGUUACAGGAAAUGGAGCACUUAUGAGGUUUACUUCUAGUCUUGUUGAAUGAUAGUAGAAAGCUGCCUAAUGGACUUGGAAAAAAAAAAAAGCAAAAGCAAAAGUAGCAACAUAUGUCAAGAUGAUACACUUGAGCAAGAAGCAGUCCUUGGACUUUUACACAGAGGCUAAUAACCGUACACUCUUGGAUACCAUGGUGAGAGGGUCUCAUUUUGGGUUUUCCUUCUAGAUUUUUGGUUCCUCUUUAUUUCAAAGACGCUCUGACCCAAGGACCAAGUCUUGUUUUAUGAAUCCCGCUGCCAGAUCUCCAGAAUGCCUGGCUCUUUCUAGGGGAUGCUUCACCUAUUACUUUUCAGGUCCUGAGGUCAUAUCUGAUAACUCCAUUUUCCAUGUAUGGGCAGCCUAAUAUAUUCCUUUCUUGACUUUGUUUUCCCCUAUCAGAAAUUUCUCACUGCAAACCACUGUAAAAGUCUAACCAGCAGUCUCUUGUCUGCUAGUGGAAUUGCCCUGUCUCAUGCCAUAGACCAGGUGGGACUCAGUGAUAACUAAAAUACCAGGAGGAAAAAUAUUUUUUUGUCCCAAUAUUUGAGCAUAAGACAAAAAUAAAAGUGGGUAUUCAAGA
Chinchilla lanigera (long-tailed chinchilla) is the source of this 4635-nucleotide messenger RNA. It is a transcript of the gene Dgki, whose product is annotated as diacylglycerol kinase, iota. Gene Ontology annotation, cellular component: nucleus. Gene Ontology annotation, biological process: regulation of synaptic transmission, glutamatergic; diacylglycerol metabolic process; intracellular signal transduction. Gene Ontology annotation, molecular function: protein binding; ATP-dependent diacylglycerol kinase activity. The record is from RefSeq and is a predicted model, not a curated record. Lineage: Eukaryota; Metazoa; Chordata; Mammalia; Rodentia; Chinchillidae.